UUCUACUCAAAAGUCUCCCACUUUUUGUAUAUACAAAACAUUUAGGCAUUACAUAGUUUAUUGACAAAGCUCCAAACUUGGAACUAUCGCGAACCAAAAGGUUUUGGGUUAUCCAAGAAAAUGGGUUUUGAGGAGGCCUUGACUUGGUACUGCAAGCCAGUUUCAGACGGCUUUUGGGAAAAAGCAGCUGAUGCUGCGUUUGGCUCAUACACGCCAUGCGCUAUUGACUCACUUGUGAUGCUUGUUUCCCAUUUUGUUCUUCUUGGUUUGUGUUUCUACCGGAUAUGGACCAUCUUCCACAAUACCAAAGCUCAGAUAUAUGUUUUGAGGAACAAGUACUAUAACGUUGUGCUAGGGAUAUUAGCUUGUUACUGUUUUGUUGAGCCGGUGCUGAGAUUGGUCUUAGGGGUUUCACUCUUUGACAUGGAUGAAGACACUGAUCUUCCUCCCUUUGAGGUUGCAUCUUUAACUGUUGAGGCAUUUGCUUGGUUCUCCAUGCUUGUUUUGAUUGGGCUGGAAACCAAACAGUAUGUCAAAGAGUUUCGAUGGUAUGUGAGAUUUGGUGUUGUUUAUGUUUUGGUUGCUGAUGCUGUGCUACUGGACCUUGUGUUGCCUCUAAAGAACUCAAUCAACAGAACUGCCCUACAUCUCUGUAUCAGUUCAAGAUGUUCUCAGGCUCUUUUUGGGAUUCUUCUACUUGUUUACAUUCCGGAACUGGAUCCUUAUCCGGGAUACCAUAUUCUAAACAACGAACCUUUAGACAACGUUGAAUAUGAUGCACUUCGCGGGGGAGAGAACAUAUGUCCCGAGCGGCAUGCCAGCAUAUUUUCCAGAAUAUACUUUGGUUGGAUCACGCCACUUAUGCAGUUGGGCUACAGAAAACCCAUAACUGAAAAGGAUGUUUGGCAAUUAGAUAAGUGGGAUCAAACAGAAACUCUGUUCACAAGAUUCCAAAGAUGCUGGACAGAAGAAUCGCAGAGACGCAAGCCGUGGCUUCUCCGAGCACUGAAUAGUAGCCUUGGUGGAAGGUUCUGGUUAGGUGGUAUCUUUAAGAUUGGAAAUGACCUUUCCCAAUUUGUUGGACCGGUUGUACUGAGCCACCUAUUGCGGUCAAUGCAAGAAGGUGAUCCAGCUUGGGUUGGCUAUGUCUAUGCUUUCUUAAUUUUCAUUGGGGUGACACUUGGAGUGCUCUGUGAAGCUCAGUACUAUCAGAAUGUUUGGCGUGUGGGAUUUCGGUUGAGAUCAACUUUGGUUGCUGCUAUAUUCCAUAAAUCUUUAAGACUAACUCAUGAAGCUCGCAAGAGUUUUGCAUCUGGGAAGGUCACAAACAUGAUAACUACAGAUGCUAAUGCACUGCAGCAAAUAUCACAACAACUCCAUGGCUUAUGGUCAGCUCCUUUUCGCAUCAUUGUGUCUAUGAUUCUUCUCUACCAACAACUAGGAGUUGCUUCGCUUUUUGGUUCAUUGAUUCUGUUUCUCCUAAUUCCUCUCCAGACUGUGAUUAUAAGCAAAAUGCGGAAACUGACUAAAGAAGGGCUCCAGUGGACUGACAAAAGAGUCGGUAUCAUGAAUGAGAUUUUAGCAGCCAUGGAUACUGUAAAAUGCUAUGCAUGGGAAAAGAGCUUUGAGUCGCGGGUUCAAGGAAUUAGAAAUGAAGAGCUCUCAUGGUUUCGUAAAGCGCAGCUACUAUCAGCUUUUAACAGUUUUAUACUGAACAGUAUCCCAGUAGUUGUGACUGUAGUUUCAUUUGGGGUUUUCGUUCUGCUUGGAGGAGAUUUGACACCAGCCAGGGCAUUCACAUCGCUUUCUCUGUUUGCAGUUCUAAGAUUUCCUCUCAACAUGCUACCAAAUCUUCUAAGUCAGGUUGUUAACGCAAAUGUUUCACUUCAACGCAUUGAAGAACUACUUCUAAGUGAAGAGAGAAUUCUAGCAGAAAACCCACCUCUUCAACCAGGGGCUCCAGCCAUUUCCAUUAAGAAUGGAUAUUUUUCAUGGGAUUCAAAGGCAACUAAGCCCACAUUAUCCAAUAUUAAUUUGGAGAUUCCAGUCGGAAGCUUAGUGGCCAUUGUAGGUGGGACAGGAGAAGGUAAGACAUCACUUGUUUCGGCAAUGUUGGGGGAGCUGUCUCGUACCGAAACCUCAAGCGUUAUUAUUAGAGGCUCAGUAGCUUAUGUUCCUCAAGUUUCAUGGAUCUUCAAUGCCACUGUGCGUGAUAACAUAUUAUUUGGGUCGGGUUUUGAAGCUGGAAGAUAUUGGAGGGCGAUUGAUGCUACUGUCUUACAACACGAUCUUGAUUUGCUUCCGGGUCGUGAUCAUACAGAGAUUGGAGAACGGGGG
Molecule: messenger RNA, 2337 nt
Organism: Eruca vesicaria subsp. sativa (arugula)
Lineage: Eukaryota; Viridiplantae; Streptophyta; Magnoliopsida; Brassicales; Brassicaceae
Source: the annotation of a GenBank genome assembly